Messenger RNA from Gymnodraco acuticeps, 1354 nucleotides. RefSeq names its product ventrally expressed dharma/bozozok antagonist (gene ved). Gene Ontology annotation, molecular function: sequence-specific double-stranded DNA binding. Gene Ontology annotation, biological process: spinal cord motor neuron cell fate specification; central nervous system development; endocrine pancreas development. The transcript has 3 exons. The coding region runs from base 16 to 1035 and encodes 339 amino acids. The record is from RefSeq and is a predicted model, not a curated record. Gene Ontology annotation, cellular component: nucleus. Lineage: Eukaryota; Metazoa; Chordata; Actinopteri; Perciformes; Bathydraconidae.
GGGAGGGACGGGAGGAUGUGUGCUUUGAUCUUGGAGCUGAGGGAGUUUGAAGCCUCCUAUAAAUACAGACAGGCUCUGAUAAGAAGGCCAGUUUUACUCUCAGGACAGACCAGCACACCUUCCUCUGCACCCAGGACUCAAAACCUGCUUUCACCAAACACAAGGAUUUACUCUUUUCCAGGACAAAACUUCAACACUGCAGCCAUGAGAGGACAGUUUUCCAUCGAGUGGAUGGCCCAGAGCAGCCAGUCCUCCGGCACAGAGAGCUCAGCCUCUGGACCCGCCGCCUGUGGGACUCAUUCAGAGAGUCUGCCGGGCUUUUACUGCAGGCAGAAGUCUGAAAAUGGACCCAAGCAGCAAGAAACCAGAAACCAGGGCCUCAAUUCAAUCAGUCUACAGCACCAAACCUCCCACAAUAAUCAAGUAACCGAGGAAGGCUUCAGCAGCGGGACAGAGGAGGAAACAUCCGGCUACGAGAGUGAAGGGGGUCGCUCCCUCUCCCCCUCGGCCCCCACUGACUGCACCUCCACCCCCCCGGCAUCCCCUCCGUCAGGGAGGAGACCCCGUACGGCCUUCACAGCAGAGCAGAUCAGCAGCCUGGAGAGGGCCUUCAAGAGAAACGCUUACCUGGGAACACAGGACAAAUCCGAGCUCUGCAAGAAGCUCAGCCUUUCUGACAAACAGAUCAGAAACUGGUUCCAGAACAGGCGGAUGAAGCUGAAGAGGACGGUGCAGGACGCCCUGGCUCACGCCUGCCAGGCAAACGUCACCUCUCAGUUCAUGCAUUACCCCGAGCUGCAGGCCUACAGACCGGGACCCUACCCCAGAUAUCACUCUGCAGCAGCAGCCCAGGACGUCCAAGCCGCUACCUCCUACAUCCACCCACACAGCCUGCAUUACAGCUCCCCUCUGCCCAGCGUCACCUCUCUGCCCCUGGACUCUUUCUACCAGUACAGCAGCCUCCCUGGAGUCAUGCUGCCGUCUGCCACAUCUCAGAUAAUGGGAUCCUACUCAGCUUACCCUCAGUAUUACUGACACUGAAGAUGUGUAGCUACUGUAAUAUCUGCUGGUACCUUUUGUCAGACAAAAUGAGAUUUUAUUGAUUGUAUUCAUCUUAUCCUAAUAGGAUCAAUGCUAUAGAAAUAUAAGGAACACAGGCAAUGCUUUAAAGCUUGAACCAUGAUUUUAACAGGGCGUGUGCAAUAUUUUGAUUUGUGUGUGGAUAUCUCUGCUUCUCACUGAUGUAUAGUUUGGAUAUAUUUAAAUUUGAAUAUAUGAAGUUGUUUUAUUUGAUUUGUGUUUGUUUUGUCAUUGUGAAAUCAGAUUGCUAAAAUAAAAUCAUUAUUAAAAUUAA